Messenger RNA from Musa acuminata AAA Group (dessert banana), 2927 nucleotides. RefSeq lists its product as uncharacterized. Gene Ontology annotation, biological process: regulation of mRNA splicing, via spliceosome; mRNA processing. Gene Ontology annotation, cellular component: spliceosomal complex. The coding region runs from base 132 to 2675 and encodes 847 amino acids. Gene Ontology annotation, molecular function: RNA binding. NCBI's taxonomy places the organism in Eukaryota, Viridiplantae, Streptophyta, Magnoliopsida, Zingiberales, Musaceae. The transcript has 12 exons. The record is from RefSeq and is a predicted model, not a curated record.
UCGGGUCUUUGGGGCGAAACCAAAACCAAUCCUCGCGUCAUAGCAGCGUUUCGAGUUCGGGGGGGUUUCGGUGCUCCUCAUUUCUCACUCACCCUCUUCCUCCGCGUUUGAAACCCUAGAGGAAGAGGAAGAUGUCGGGCGGCUUCUUUCGGGGCACCUCAGCGGAGCAGGAUACCCGCUUCUCCAACAAGCAGGCGAAGCUGCUCAAGACUCAAAAGUUCGCUCCCGUGCUCGAUCACCCGGUGGAUGUUACAAAGGUAAAGAUGGACGUGAUCAGGCCAUGGAUUGCAACUAGGGCUACUGAGCUACUUGGUUUCGAGGAUGAAGUUCUCAUCAACUUUGUUUAUGGACUCCUCGAUGGCAAGGUGGACGGGAAACAGAUUCAGAUCCAGCUUACAGGAUUCCUGGAAAAAAAUACAGGGAAGUUCAUGAAGGAGCUUUGGGGACUUCUCCUCAGUGCACAAAAUAAUGCCAGCGGUGUUCCGCAGCAGUUCUUGGAUGCCAAAGAAGAGGAAUUGAAAAAGAGAAUGGCGGAGAGUGAAAGAAUCACUCAGGAAAUACAGAAGAGAAAGGAGAAAGAGGGAAGAGAGUUCGAGCAAGAGAAGCAGAAGAGGAUGGACGCUGAGGCCGGCAUUACUGCUGUAUCUGGCUCGAGUUUAAAACAUUCACUGCCAAAGGAUUCCAGAGUUCAGUCUGAGGAGAGAGAUAUGGAGACAAAGCAGAGUCCAAGAUUAAAAAGACGAGAAGGACGAUCAAGAAGUCGAUCUCUUUCAUCUCAUUCCCAAGGGCAUUCACUUUCUCCUAGUAGAAGGUAUCAUUCUCCACAUAGGCGUGCCAUGUCAUCUGAAAGGCAGUAUAAGUCUCCAGCUAGAAGGUCGAUUUCUCCCCGUCAUACAUAUUCCCCACGGAGCAACUGGUCACCUUCAAGGCGCAGAUCACCGAGACGAAGAUCACCGUCACCCAUCCGACGAAAAUCUCCUUAUGGACGAAGAUCUCCAUUGUUGCGCUGUAGGUCUCCUCCCUCACGCCAUAGGUCCCCAGUUCAAAACCGCAGGAGAUCGCCUUCCCCUUCACGCCAUCGGAGAUUGCCUUCCCCAUCACGCCAUCGGAGAUCGCCUUCCCCAUCACGCCAACGGAGACCACCUGCUGCACGCCGUGUGUCUCCUAUCAGGCGUAGGUCUUUAUCUCCUGCAAGAGAUAAGGCCGUGUCUCCUUGGAGAUCACCUCGAAACCGGUUUCAACAGCAAAAGAGGUCUCUGCAUUCACCUGGAAAUUAUGGUGGAGAUUCUCAAGUGUCUCUGCGGGCAAGAAAGAGGAGUAGCAGUCCUCACAGGAGUAUUAGCCCAUCUUAUCCAGCUCAUAGAGGUUCAAGUAGGGAAACAGAUACCAGAAGUAAUGGUUAUGACUCCAAAAGGCGUCGGGAUAAAUAUUCACCCAAGAGGGCUCGUGAGAAGAGAUCACCAGUUCAUCACACCUUGCAUAGAGAGGUGGUUGAUCAUUCGGACUUCAAGGGCAACAUCUUGGAUCCCCUUCCACACAUUUUAACAGUUUCUUCUAGGUCUUCCAGUCCAGAUUCCAGGGAUCAGAAUGACAUCCACAGCAAAGAUUAUGAUGUACCAUCAGAGAACUCUUCAGAGCAGUCAGAUUCCCCUAGCCAUUUGAGAAAAAGUCCAACAAGAAGAAAUAGGCUGUCUGAAAAACGAUUGCCUAACAACAUCCAAGAAAUAAAUGACAACAAUGAAGAGUCUUAUGUUGUCAGGGAGGAUGCAUACUGUAGAACUGAUUCCUCAUCCAAGAAAGGUAGAGAUUCAGCAGCUGAUAUGAAGAAGAAAAGGUUUCAUGCCAAAAAAUUCAGCCAAGAAGAGUUUUCUAAUAACGGGUUAGAAGUUGAUCACUCUCCAAGCAACCAAGAUCGUCAUUCUAACAUGGGCAUAAAAAAUAAGGAAACUGAAUGUAAAAGUUAUACUGAAUAUGGUCCUGAAAGGGUACAGGGUGAAAAACAUUCUAUGGAAGUUUCCUAUGAUAGACAACACUCAACUAAGAUAACCGUGCAAGUUGCAUCUGCUUCAGUAGUUUCUAAUGAGCUGGUUUUAAAAAGCUCCCGUGCGGAUCUUUCUGUAUCAGAUGCUGAAAAAAGGGCUAAAUCAAGAAGCGAUGCAUACAGAGAAUCGCAUUAUGAAACAGAAUCUGUUAAAAAAUCUGAGAGAAAAAUGGAUACAAGCAGUCAAGCACACAGCAAUCAUUCGGAUUCUGACGAGACUAAUACACAUAAAUAUAGGAGUACCAAAAAAAGGCAUAAAAAGUCUGAUAGGCAUAGAAGGGAAGAUGAGGCUUCUGAGCCUGAUUCUCAUACUGAAGAUAAGGAAGCCAAGAGAAGAAGGAAGGAUGAGAAAAGAUUACGCAAAGAGGAAAGGCGUCGAAAGCGUGAAGAUAAACACCGGAAAAGAUCAGAACGCCAUGCUGAGAAGCUAAAAGUGAAGUCAAUCGAUACUGUGACACCCCCUCCAGAUUUUGAGAAAUAUGAUAAUGGUAAAUCAGAUGGUGAAGCUUCAAUUAAAACGACUUCUCGUUUGGCUGUUGCAGAAGGAACAGAAUCCGAGGAAAAAAGGCUUGAGAUUGAGCUCCGAGAGAAGGCCCUUGAAUCUCUUAGAGCGAAGAAGGGCAUUGGGCAUUAAGUUGUCACACCAUAGGGAUAUCAACUUUCCUCCAUAUCCUGCUCUUUUGUUGAAAUAUUGUUUUAUUUGUAAUAGACAUUCGAUAUAAGGACUAAGCACAUCUUGCAUCGCAAACUGUUUGAUGUAGUCAUGUUUACUCUGGCAGCCAAAGUGCAUAAACGAGGAUUAUGUUAACAAGCCUUUUCUUGGUGCUAAUGGGGGCACGCAUGACUACUAUAUUAUUCUUGCAAUGUAUUCCUUUUUUAUAGGACA